This is a messenger RNA of Setaria italica (foxtail millet), 1363 nucleotides long. RefSeq lists its product as uncharacterized. Bases 16 to 1125 code for a protein of 369 amino acids. The record is from RefSeq and is a predicted model, not a curated record. Gene Ontology annotation, cellular component: chloroplast. The transcript is spliced from 10 exons. Lineage: Eukaryota; Viridiplantae; Streptophyta; Magnoliopsida; Poales; Poaceae.
AAGCCCAUUCGUGCCAUGUUCCCUGCCGUAAAGGCCCAAAACCCCACCGCCCGCCUCCCGCGACGGCAUCCACACGCCGGCGAGGCGGUGACGCCAGCUCCCAGCUCCCCAGUCCCAGGCGACCUCUCCCUCUCGCUCGCGCGGCUUGCCAUGGUUCUCCUCGCUCACCCCGCGCGCCACCACAGCCUCGGUACCUCACCUCCGGGGCGCGCUCCAGUCCCCGCUGGAGCUCGAGCUCGCCUACCCAGACGCGCCCGCGCCCGGACGCUCGCUCGAGCGCGCCCUCCCAGCGCGGGGGCGGCGGAGACCGAGACCGCCUCUACGAGCGGCGGAGGCGGAAGCGUCCUGUCAUUCCUGUGCCCACUCCUCAAGUUGCUCGGGGGAGGCGAUCCUUCGCAGGAGCGGAACGACGUCGUCGAGGUCGCGACUUCUUCAAUUUCAAGUUUAGCUAGACUGCCAUGGGGAUCAAAAGUGGCUAGUAGCAGUGGAGAGAGCAUUGAUUCAGCAACAAGCGCUCCAACUCUGCAAUUGUACGAGUUUGAGGCAUGCCCCUUCUGUAGGAGAGUCCGGGAGGCCAUGACUGAGCUUGAUCUUUCCGCGGAGGUUUAUCCAUGUCCAAAAGGAUCACUAAGGCACAGGGAGGUGGUCAAGAAGAUUGGAGGGAAGGAGCAGUUUCCACUGCUUGUUGAUGCUAGUACUGGUGUCACAAUGUAUGAAAGUGGAGAUAUUGUGAAGUACCUGUUCAGACAGUAUGGACAAGGAAGGAGUCCAUCUUCUGGACUUCUCGAGAGUACAAUUUUCACAGGAUGGGUGCCCACUCUCCUUAGAGCUGGGAGAGGAAUGACACUGUGGAACAAAGCUGGUGUCAUACCUGCAGAGAAGUUGGAGCUCUUCUCGUAUGAGAACAAUUCUUACGCAAGGAUUGUUCGAGAGGCUCUCUGUGAAUUGGAGCUUCCUUAUGUUCUCCAAAACGUGGGAGAGGGAUCAUCAAAGAUGGAUGCGCUUCUAAGGAUUUCAGGUUCUAAACAGGUGCCAUAUCUGAUCGACCUCAACACUGGAUUCCAAUCUGGGGACUAUAAGAAGAUACUAUCCUACUUAUUCCAGCAAUACUCGAUCAGUAGCUAGUCCCUGUAUCUCAGCAACUCACCAAGUACUCCCCAGCGUCCGAAGUUGCCCAGUAGAAAUCAAAACAUCCGCAACUCAACUGUAUAUGUACCAUGAUGUGAUCUUAGCUUGUUGAUGAAACUCCAGCAGGUUCUUGCCAGGCAGGAAUGCAGGAUUCACCUGUUAGUCUGUUACCUUUUGGCAUCAUUCAUGCAAAGGCUUCCAGACUAGUCCAAUGUAUCGGACGUGGCUUCGUACA